Messenger RNA from Cottoperca gobio, 4098 nucleotides. RefSeq names its product transmembrane anterior posterior transformation 1a (gene tapt1a). The coding region runs from base 45 to 1853 and encodes 602 amino acids. Lineage: Eukaryota; Metazoa; Chordata; Actinopteri; Perciformes; Bovichtidae. Gene Ontology annotation, biological process: positive regulation of cilium assembly. The transcript has 15 exons. The record is from RefSeq and is a predicted model, not a curated record. Gene Ontology annotation, cellular component: ciliary basal body; endoplasmic reticulum membrane.
AAUGCAGUGACGUUGCACAGGGCGACGCGGCGGCCAAAGUAAAGAUGGCGGACGUGUCGGGCACAGAGCUGUCAGAGGAGAAAGAAGCAGAAAAUGAGCUAAAGAAAAGACAGAAACGACCGUGGGAUGAUUUGCACAAGUCCGGUAAAAUCGGUAUAACUCCAGACCUGCCGGAAACUUUGGGAUUUUACGAUAUCAGCGCUGCCAGGAGGGAGCAGCGCGAGCACCCCGAAGAUCCGUCGUUGACUCGCUUCAUUAGCGCAGAGCUCACCAGAGGCUACUUCCUGGAACACAAUGAGGCAAAGUACACCGAGCGCAGAGAGAGAGUUUACACAUGCAUGCGCAUUCCCAAGGAGCUGGAGAAGCUGAUGACAUUUGGCUUCUUCCUGUGUGUGGACGCCUUCCUCUACGUCUUCACCCUGCUGCCCCUCAGGGUGCUGCUGGCCGUACUCCGCCUCCUCACACUGCCAUGCUGUGGCUUCAGGGCACGCACAUGCCCCUACUGCAGAAGAAGCAGUGGGUCUCGGCUGCUGCAGCCAGCGCAGGUGUGUGACGUGCUGAAGGGUCUGAUCAUGGUGCUGUGCUUCUCCAUGAUGCAUUACGUUGAUUACUCCAUGAUGUACCACCUGAUCAGAGGACAGUCCGUCAUCAAACUCUACAUCAUCUACAACAUGUUGGAGGUGGCUGACCGCCUCUUCUCCUCUUUCGGUCAAGACAUCCUGGACGCUCUCUACUGGACGGCCACAGAACCCAAAGAACGGAAAAGAGACAAUAUAGGAGUCAUUCCUCACUUCUUAAUGGCCGUCUUUUAUGUCUUCCUCCAUGCCAUCCUCAUCAUGGUCCAAGCCUCCACGCUCAACGUCGCCUUCAACUCUCACAACAAGUCCCUGCUCACCAUCAUGAUGUCCAACAACUUUGUGGAGAUCAAAGGAAGCGUGUUCAAGAAAUUUGAGAAGAACAACUUAUUCCAAAUGUCCAACAGCGAUAUAAAGGAACGGUUCACCAGCUACGUUCUCCUGCUCAUUGUUUGUCUCAGGAACAUGGAGCAGUUCUCAUGGAACCCAGACCACCUGUGGGUGUUGUUCCCUGACGUCUUCAUGGUCGUCACCUCUGAAGUUGCAGUGGACAUCAUUAAACAUGCUUUCAUUACCAAAUUCAACGACAUCACUGCAGAUGUGUACAGUGAAUACAGAGCCAGUUUGGCCUUCGAUCUCGUCAGCAGUCGACAGAAGAAUGCUUGUACAGACUACAGUGACUCAGUGGCCCGGAGGAUGGGCUUCAUCCCUCUGCCGCUGGCUGUUCUGCUGAUCCGAGUGGUAAUGAGUUCGGUGAAGGUGCAGGGAGCUCUUUCAUACACGUGUGUCUUCCUCUGUUAUCUCGGGCUGGUUACAUUUAAAGUGUUGAACAGUAUCGUGCUGCUGGGGAAGUCAUGCGUUUACGUCAAGAGGGCCAACAUGGAGGACAAACUGUUCGAGAAGCCCUCCACCGCUCCAUCCUCCUCUGGGAAAACCCCCAGCAGAGCUGAGCCGGCCAGCUGUCCCACAGCUUCAGGUGAAUCCAAAACGGAGCAGGACCCCGUCACACUCUGCAGCCCACCACCAUCUUCCUCCUCCUCCGUGACCUCCCAGCCGACUCCCAGGACUGACUUGUUUCCUCCCACGCCGUCUGAUCCCUCUCCUGCUUCUCCAGCUAGCCGUCCCCCAACUCCAACACCCGAACCCGAACCACCUGCACCUUCACUCCCCAAAGAGGAGAGCGAGGCACAAGGAGCAUCUGAACUGAAGCACAGGACUCCCAAAAAAGACCUUCUAGAGAUCGACCGCUUCACAAUCUGUGGUAACCGCAUCGACUGACAGCUGAUGCAGCGAUUAACCACUCAGGAAAGACGGAGAGCAGACGGGCCCGUCAGCCCGGCUCUCCUGGCCAACAGCAGCAGAAAGCUGAUUAUUUAUUUAAGUCAGUGGCAAUACAGUAAGUUAUUGUGAACAAAGACGAGCCUGCAGUUGUUGAAGCCCGAAGUCGAGAAGUUUGACAAAGAAAACUUCGGCAGAGAGAAUGUGACUGGCAGCUCAGUCGUCAGGAUUAACUGUGUGAGUGUGAGGAUGGUUCCGUGUUUGGAGUGAGUGAGUGUGUGUGAGAUGUGUGUGUGUGUGUGUGUGAGAUGUGUGUGUGUGUGUGAGAGCACACUUCCAGUCUGAGCAGCACUGGGACCAGAAAAGAGAGAAACUUCUCAGUUUGCUCAGCAGCCAGAAAACAAACUUUGACAUUAAAAGGUAACACCUGAAUCAUUCUUCACUGCUUCAACAAGUGUCUCUUUUGUCACCUGAUUAAAAAGGUAUUAGAGUUUUUGUAAAAUAUCGGGUGUCAUUCAACAAACAACACAAUUUGUUAAGUGGAAAUAGGUUCCUUCACUAAUGGAUUUGGAGCCAGUGGUUCCUGCACAAGGUGUCAACAUAAAUGCGGCGGGUCACAGGGUGAUUAACAAACUAAAAAACAUCGAUUCUUCACAAAAUUAUGUUUAUUCAGACGUUUCUCAUGAAUUACUGCAAAGUUCACCUAUUUGGGACUCUAAAACUAAAAAUAAUUUAGUUAUUUUAUGAAACUGGUCACUAACUGGUGACGAGGGGUCGCAAGACAAACGGGUUGGGAAACGCAUCUCUAGGCAGUCACACAUUAUAUAUAAAUAUAUAUCCAUGAUGCUCGCUCCAUUAACUGCUCACAUUAAAAGCCUCUACCGUCGUCCCGCUAACAUAUCGAGCAUUUUGAAGUGAAUCAACGUUUUACUGUCCAACAUGUUUUGAUGGAGUUAUAAACGGGAAUAAGAACGGUGACUUUUAAUUGGAGCUUUAAGAAGCCUUUCGUUUACACGGCCUACAGAUAAAGUCAUCUGCAGCACAAACGGCGCCUUCAGCAUCUAAAAGACCUUCAUUAAAGGAAGCAGUCAGCGCGACAUUAACAGAAUGCUGCUGGUCAAAUGAAAGAGUGCCGACACUAAAUCUGCAGCUUCUCCCAGCCAGACGUGUUCCGGAGGUCCAUUUCAUAAUACGAACAAAGAAAACGUGUAGUUGUGUAAUAAAACGGUAUCUAAUUUUCUUUUAGUCUAAAGAAUGUUUGCACUGAUGGACCGUAUUGUCUUAAAUACGACGGGUCAUGUUUCUUAUUUGACUCAAGUAAAGUUCUAAUGUUUACAUCUCAGAAAAUGGAAGCAAUAUUUCCAAAACUAAAUGCCUUUUUUGCAUGUGUGUUUUACAUUUUGUUGACUGUAAAAUUUGUUUCUUUACUUUUAUUGCAAUAAAAAAAUCUAUAAAUAGAACAUGCAAUAGACCAGUUACAUCAUCCAGCUUUCAUUUGUGCAAAAUAUAUUAUUCUUAACAUUACACAAGUUUUACAACUCAACACAUAACGUUUCAGCAGCAGCCAAAUAUUUCAUGACUUGUUAUCCGAUCCAAAUAUAGAAUAAUAGCGCGUUAUAUUUGGUGCUGUGCCGUCUUUAAAGGUUACACUUUGCAGAGUUAUUCUACAUCAUAACUUUUGUGCAGUAGUUUUAGCAGAAUUAUACAGACAAAUACGUUACUUGUACAAGAUAUAAUUACUGGGCUUCAAAUUAAACUAAAUGCUGGUGAAUUUUAAAAUAAUCCGAGUUAAUGAGUCUAGUUUGUUAUCCUGUUAAUUAAACAAUAACAUAUGACACUAAUAGAUUUCAAGUUGCUUUGGAAGAAGCUGUCAUGGUGUAAAGUGCAGAGAUAUAUAAUGUAAACACAUUUACAGUUUGAUUCUGUUAUAAUGUUCAUUAUUACCAUUGUAAUAAGGAAGAUUGUUGUAUUUGUGCAGCUGCCAGUUGUGAUAUGAGAAUAUUUUAUGAGCAUGAAAUCUGACUCAGUCCUUCAUGUGGUUUUUGUGAAAUGUCGUCUCCACUGGCCUGAGCUCAGUCUCAUUGUGGACCCGACCGGACCCAGCUGGGCUCAACAGAGCUAAAGGAGACGAGGCGAAAGUGCGACACUGCCUGCUUUGUUUCUUCAGUUUGCUUCCUUAUUUAAUUCCUACCUCGAUAUUGUAUAAAAAUGCCCCCUUUUGGAUUAAUAAAAGUUGGUUUCUUAA